AUGGUGCAGGAACUCCACGUAUGGGGUCCAGCAUUUGGCCUCCCCUCGCUGGAGCCCGAAUGCAUUGCCACGGUCGCCUACUGCCGGCGCGUGAUUCCUCGAGGACAAUGGUCGUUGAUUGCAGACUACAAUCCAACCGUCGGCACAACGGAGAGUCUACCAAUCCUCUUUGAUGAUGGCGUUGCCACUGCAUCCGGCUUCGAGGACAUUGUCGCGUAUCUUCGCAAUUACCCCACAGUCUCCAACGACCUAGAUGCUGGUCUCUCGAGCGGCCAGCAGACCGACCGGACUGCAUACUGCACGUUCCUCCAGUCUACGGCAACCCCGCUGAUCGACCUCUCGCUGUACGUUUCGGCCGAAAACUACAACAAGACUACUUCGUCGGCCUAUACCGCGGUCCUGCCAUGGUAUGCAAACUAUACAAUUCCGCCAAGGCGGAGGGAACUGGCGAGGAACAGAACUGCACACAUGGGAUUGAGCAGCUUGGAUGUAGAUACUAGCGCCGAGGAAGGAUUCGCACCAGGACGAGGAACUGCAUCCUCGGAAUAUGAGGCUGCUAAACGAGCAGCCGGUAUACCCACGGAGAGCCAGCCCAAGACGCUGAGCAUCGGACGCGGCAAGGGUCUUGGUGGUCUGUUGGGCGGGCAGAUGUAUGCUGCUCGCUUCAGACUGGAUGCUCUUUCGGCAGAACUUCUGGAUCCACUGUCGGAUCUGUUGAGGAAAAACAAGUACUUGUUUGGCGGAGAUGAGGCGUCGAGUUUGGACUGCCUGGCUUUUGGGUACCUGUCCUUACUCAUGUACCCGACAGUGCCCCAGGCAUGGAUCAGGGAGACCAUCCGGACAAAGUACCCGCGCAUCGCAGCAUACGUAGGCAGACUGCACAGGGAUCUCUUUGACGAGGAGGAGAUUAAGCCUGUCGAGGUCUGGGCUGUGUCAAGCGGCAAAUCAAGGACUGCAGCAGGUACAGUGCUGCCAUGGACAGCAAGGCCAGCAGGUUUCGGGGCGAGCACCGUUGGGUAUGCAGAGGAGAUUUUGGGGAAUAUUCCCGGCAUCCAUGCAUUGGUCCAAGGGCGGACGAUUGUGGCCUCGGGGCCUUUGGUGGUGUCGCAGCGUGCGCGGUCUGAGCUGCCAUCGCGGUUGGUCCUCAAUACACUGUCCCGCGCGCCCACGGCGUCGCAGAUCCAGAGCCCUCCGCCGCCCGCAUCCUCGACCAAGAGCGGGCGCUUCUUUGGCAAGGGCAACAUUGGCCACACCUUCCGCCACAAGUCUGCCGGUGCCUUCGGACCCGAUCUUGCAAAGAAGCUCUCACAACUCGUCAAGAUGGAAAAGAACGUGAUGCGCAGCAUGGAGCUGGUAUCGCGAGAGCGCAUGGAAGUAGCGCAACAACUGUCCAUUUGGGGCGAGGCUUGCGACGACGAUGUCUCUGACGUCACGGACAAGCUCGGUGUCCUCAUCUACGAAAUCGGUGAGCUCGAGGACCAAUACGUGGAUCGCUACGACCAGUACCGUGUGACUAUUAAGAGCAUUCGCAACAUCGAGGCCUCGGUCCAGCCCAGUCGUGACCGAAAGCAGAAGAUCACGGACCAGAUUGCCCAAUUGAAGUACAAGGAGCCCAAUUCGCCCAAGAUUGUUGUUCUCGAGCAAGAGCUUGUCCGUGCCGAGGCCGAGUCCCUGGUCGCCGAGGCUCAGCUGUCCAACAUUACCCGUGAGAAGCUCAAGGCAGCCUUUACAUAUCAGUUCGAUGCCAUGCGGGAACACUGCGAAAAGCUUGCCAUUAUUGCCGGCUACGGCAAGCAUCUUCUUGAAUUGGUCGACGACACCCCCGUGACGCCUGGAGAGACGCGCCAGGCCUACGACGGCUACGAGGCCAGCAAGGCCAUCAUCCAAGACUGCGAGGACGCUCUGACCAACUGGGUUUCCCAGAACGCCUCUGUCUCAGCCAAGCUAUCUCAGCGAUCACGGACCCUCUCGCAGCGCCGCCGCAACCAGAGCCGCAACCGCGCCGAGGGCAUCGAUCUCUCUGGGCAAGACCAGGCCCUAGACCGGGAGUCUGGUCUGUGGAUCCCUGCCUCGGAACAUCAAGGUAACGGCUACGAGGACCACGAGGGGCAGGAUGAUCUCGACGACGAGAACACAUCUACUAUUGCUAGCGAGCACCAGCGCGGCCGCGAGGAGGCGAGAAUGGUGGCUGCUUAAUGGUGGUGCUGACGGCAUGAGUAGUGUUCCGCUCCAUCUCAACUAAUAGUCCGUCUUCGCAAAGACUGACGAUGUAUACCCCUGAAGGAGCGGACGAUGAUGCGGCAAAUUUACACCCAGCUUUUCAAUCUUAUGUAGCGUGGGCUAUGUGAGGGAGACUUUCUGGAUAACUUGCUCUCACGGCAGGUCGGGCUUGUUUUGUAUGCAGAUAUCACGGUUUGUUUGACGAUUUUAUGGUGCACAGCGUUCGCGGUAGCUUUCUGUAAUGAAGAUGA
Exserohilum turcica Et28A is the source of this 2471-nucleotide messenger RNA. RefSeq lists its product as uncharacterized. Bases 1 to 2196 code for a protein of 731 amino acids. Gene Ontology annotation, molecular function: lipid binding. The transcript has 9 exons. Gene Ontology annotation, cellular component: SAM complex; plasma membrane; eisosome filament. Gene Ontology annotation, biological process: endocytosis; eisosome assembly; negative regulation of protein kinase activity. NCBI's taxonomy places the organism in Eukaryota, Fungi, Ascomycota, Dothideomycetes, Pleosporales, Pleosporaceae. The record is from RefSeq and is a predicted model, not a curated record.